UCAGGCCGGUUGGACGAGCACUGACGGAGAAGCUUGCCGGCGAGGCGUGUCAGUCUGUCACCGCAGUCAUGAAUGAAUCCUUUCAAAGAGCGGUAGAGGAGGUGAAGCUCCUGGACCAGAGACCCGGGUACGGAGUACUGGCAGAUGUGUACACUCUGUAUAAGCAGGCCACGGUGGGCGAUGUUAACAUAGACCGUCCGGGGGUGUUUGACGUCGCAGGACGAGGAAAAUGGGACGCGUGGAAUGGAAAGAAAGGUCUGUCCAAAGAAGAAGCAAUGGUCGCCUAUAUUAAACUGGUGGAGGAACUGAAGGAGAAAUAUGGAUGCACCAAGACGGUGUAGCUGCUGCCCUCUUUGAUACUUUAUUACUGUGUAAGACAGUUAAAAUGCGUGAAAGCAGUCUGGAGUACCUUCUGCUACUCUAAGUUGGGUAAAACCAAAAAGCUUGUAAAGGAAUAGCAACAUUUUAGGAAAUAACGCCCAUUUGCUUCCUUGGUGACAGCAGGACAAAAAGCCGCUCACGCUAAGCUGAUCGUCCUCUGGCUCCAUAGGGAGCUUCAAGAGUGAUGGUAAUCUUCUCUUCUAACUAUCAGCAAGAACGUGAAACUGUGCGUCUCCUAAAAUGUCUGACUAAUGCUUUAGUUCAAAUACAAUGUACGUUUACAUGUAUAAACUGUUUAAAUAAAGAGAACCUGUAGACACCC
Messenger RNA from Pungitius pungitius (ninespine stickleback), 703 nucleotides. RefSeq names its product acyl-CoA-binding protein-like. Bases 69 to 341 code for a protein of 90 amino acids. The record is from RefSeq and is a predicted model, not a curated record. Lineage: Eukaryota; Metazoa; Chordata; Actinopteri; Perciformes; Gasterosteidae. Gene Ontology annotation, molecular function: fatty-acyl-CoA binding. Gene Ontology annotation, biological process: fatty acid metabolic process. The transcript has 4 exons.